Messenger RNA from Musca vetustissima, 414 nucleotides. RefSeq names its product cytochrome b5-related protein-like. Gene Ontology annotation, cellular component: mitochondrion. The annotation marks the transcript as partial. The record is from RefSeq and is a predicted model, not a curated record. The transcript is spliced from 2 exons. Gene Ontology annotation, molecular function: heme binding. NCBI's taxonomy places the organism in Eukaryota, Metazoa, Arthropoda, Insecta, Diptera, Muscidae.
AUGGUGAUUGAGGAAUGGAAAAAAUGUGGCAUUGCCACAAAAUUUCCCACCUAUCGGAAUUCGAAAUUUGUCACGGUGGAUAGUUGGUUGAAUGGCAAACGUCAGGAUGAUGAAGCCGAAGGUCUGUGGCGCAUCAAUGAUGUUAUUUAUGAUUUUACCGAUUUCAUUGAUAAACAUCCGGGUGGUUCAUUUUGGAUAAGAGAAACUCGUGGUACGGAUAUAACGGAGGCAUUUGAGGCACAUCAUUUGACCACAGCUCCCAGUAAAAUGAUUGAAAAAUAUAAAGUUCGUGAUGCUAACAAGCCGAGGAUUUAUACUCUGACAAUGCAUGAGAAUGGGUUUUAUAAAACCCUAAAACGGCGGGUCAUGGAGAAAUUGAAAACCAUUGAUAAUGCACCGAAGGAGAGGAGUGAU